AUAGUCCAUACCAGAGGAUCCUGAAUGCUCAGCGCGGGGUGGGAGCCUACAGCGCCUGGGAUCCGCCCCCUCGGGGACCUCCCCUCUGCAGCGGCUCGCACAUCUGGCCUUCCCGCGCACAUCUGGGCAGCCGGCUCCUUACUAUGAACGGCUCCCAGGCAGGCGCCGCAGCCCCAGCCACCUGGCUGGGCUGCUGCAAUCAGUCGGGGGUGGUGCCUGAGCCCCCGGAGGGGCCGGGCAUCGUGCAGGCGAUGGUGCUGGGCGUGCUGUCGCUGCUUGUGCUCUGCGGGGUCCUGUUCCUGGGCGGCGGCCUCCUGCUCCGUGCGCAGGGCCUGACGGCCAUGGUGCUCCGCUAGUGGCGCACGUCCCCGCGAGGCCGAAUCCAGCGCCGUUGGAGGUGAUGCCGACUCCUAGGCACCCGUGUGCUCUGGAGCGGGGGUCGUGGUGUCCAGGCGGCCCACGACUUGGCGUCGGGAGGCUGCUGCAGAGAGUGGGGCUGGAGUCCUCCCCAAGCCUGGCACCAAGCAGAUCCCUGAGCCUUGCCUGGUCUGUCUCCCAGAGAGCUCCGCUGCUGCCUGCGGCACUGGGGAUCUCCCGCCUCUUUGAUCCAGGAGUGGUGCAGACAGCUGACCUGGAGAGAGCUGGAUUGCUGUGAGGCCUCCUCCCCUCCACCCGGAUCCUUGCAUUCAACCCAGCCCUACCGUGCUCCACUCAGCCGCCUGCGGUCACCCUGGGCGUGGCUCCUGGAGUGAUCAAAUCCCCUGAGCACCCGCUGUGCGUCCAGGGCACUAGUGUGGACGUAUACUCUGUGAAGUCCGUGCAGCAGAUGCCGACUAUGCCCCCUGGCUUCCAGGCCUCUGAGGACAUGAGUGCAGCCCCUGUCCCUGUUCCAUCUCUGAUGGGACACAGGGCUGCUGUGGUCCAACAGGCCAGUGACCUGCCCUGCUGAGGGCUGUGGGUCAGUGUCACCCAUUUGGAGAUCUCGGGUGCCCCUGCAAUGCCCUACCGCUUCUGGUGGCUUAUUAUUAAAUGUGUUGGUAACGCA
Molecule: messenger RNA, 1045 nt
Organism: Suricata suricatta (meerkat)
Lineage: Eukaryota; Metazoa; Chordata; Mammalia; Carnivora; Herpestidae
Gene: SMIM41
Product: small integral membrane protein 41
Exons: 2
Coding region: 144-356 (70 amino acids)
Source: RefSeq, a predicted model, not a curated record